Fusarium odoratissimum NRRL 54006 is the source of this 1059-nucleotide messenger RNA. RefSeq lists its product as uncharacterized. The transcript has 2 exons. Bases 1 to 1059 code for a protein of 352 amino acids. NCBI's taxonomy places the organism in Eukaryota, Fungi, Ascomycota, Sordariomycetes, Hypocreales, Nectriaceae. The record is from RefSeq and is a predicted model, not a curated record.
AUGUCGGGCAGCAAGAAGACCGUCCUAAUGAUUGGUGGGACAGGAGCGCAAGGUGCAGCUGUGGUGAAAGCCCUCUCUGAUGACUCCGCAUACGAAAUCCGCGUUCUCACACGUUCCGCGGCAUCCCCCGCGGCUGCCGAGCUCGCCGCCCUGCCUGAUGUGACAAUCAUGGAAGGGAAUCCCUACGAAGAGGCCACGCUGCAGCACGCCUUCGAUGCUGUCGAACUUGCCUGGGUCAACACCAAUGGCUUCGCCAUCGGGGAGAAGAACGAGAUCUACUGGGGCAUACGUAUGUACGAAAUUGCACGCAGCAGUGGCGUGUCGCACUUUCAGUGGGCAUCGCUGCCGUACGUGUCGAAGCUGGGCGACUUCGACCCCAAAUACCGCACAGGGCACAUGGACGGCAAGGGCAAGGUCGCUGACUACAUCAGCGCGCAGCCGACGAGCCCCAUGAAGUGGACCAUACUGACGAGCUGCAUGUACAUGGAGACGCUGACAGAGCUGCUGGCGCCACGGCAGAGUCCCGACGAUCCCGACCUGACGGUGUUCGCGGCGCCACUGGGGAACGGGCGGCCGCCGCUGAUCUACCUUGCAGACCUCGGGAUGUACGCACGCUGGGUGUUUGACAACCCAGGCCGCAGCAAUGGAAUGAAUCUAAUGGUCGCGACGGAGAGCAUCGGCUGGGAGUGCCUGGCCAAGACGUUCACAGAAGUGACGGGAAAGAAAGCUAUCUACAAAGAUAUUUCGCUGGACGAACUAUUUACAUCUGGUGCUUUUCCGUUCCCGGAUAGGAAAGUAGGACAUAGUGUCUCCCUGGAGGACCCCACCUUGCAAUCAUAUAGGCAGAACUUUUCCGGUUUCUGGAACAGUUGGAAGGCGGACCUAGUAAAGGUGGACUACCCAGUGCUAGACGAUAUCCUACCAACGAGGAUAAAAACACUAAGUGAGUGGAUGAAGUUGGUAGGGUACACAGGAGAGAGACACCCAGUGUUGAAAGAUUAUCGGGAUCACGCCAAAAAACGUCAGCAAGGAUUCGCAGAGAUGAAAUUGAACUCUUAG